AUGUCAGGCAUGCACGGGACUCAUGAUUCAUGCCCUUUGGUGAAGAACAUUCUUCUUCUAGACUCUGAAGGAAAGCGUGUAGCUGUCAAGUAUUACUCAGAUGACUGGGCAACGAAUGCAGCCAAGUUAAGUUUUGAAAAGUUUGUAUUCUCCAAGACUUCUAAGACCAAUGCUCGCACAGAAGCUGAGAUCACACUGCUGGACAGUAAUAUUAUUGUCUAUAAGUUCGCCCAGGACCUUCACUUCUUCGUUACUGGAGGUGAAAAUGAAAACGAGCUCAUCUUAUCCUCUGUCCUUCAAGGCUUUUUCGAUGCUGUUGCACUUCUUCUGAGGAACAAUGUGGAAAAGAUGGAAGCCCUUGAGAACUUGGAUCUCAUCUUUCUGUGCCUCGAUGAAAUGGUCGAUCAGGGUGUGAUUCUUGAAACGGACCCGAACGUCAUAGCGGGGAAAGUAGCAAUGCAAAGCUCAGAAGCAAGUGGUUCACUCUCUGAACAGACAUUAACUCAAGCACUAGCAACAGCUCGGGAGCAUCUGGCAAGAACCCUAAUUGCUCUUCUGCUUAACUUUCCUAAAUCCCUCUUCUCCUUCUCUCUCAAGAUGGUGAUGCAGAUCUUUGUUACGGGUCUUACGGGAAAGACCAUAGCCCUCGAAGUCGAAAGCUCAGAUAUCGUUGAUAAAAUCAAGUCGAAGAUCCAGGACAGGGAAGGGUGCUCAGCAGACAGCCAGAUACUGAUAUUUGGCGGGAAGCAGCUUGAGGAUGGUCGCACUCUUGGUGAGUACAAUAUCCAGAAAGGAUCAACCUUGCAGUCGGCUCUCAGGUUGAGAGGAGGUAUGCAGAUAUUCGUCAAGACCCUUACCGGCAAGACCAUAACAUUGGAAGUUGAGAGCUCAGACACCAUUGACAAUGUCAAGGCCAAGAUUCAGGACAAGGAAGGGAUCCCUCCGGACCAGCAGAGGCUCAUCUUUGCCGGUAAGCAGCUCGAGGACGGCCGUACUCUUGCUGAUUACAAUAUUCAGAAGGAGUCAACUCUCCACUUGGUUCUCAGGUUGAGAGGUGGAAUGCAGAUCUUUGUUAAGACUCUUACGGGCAAGACCAUAACCCUUGAGGUUGAGAGCUCAGACACUAUUGAUAACGUCAAGGCCAAGAUUCAGGACAAGGAAGGGAUCCCACCGGACCAGCAGAGGCUCAUCUUUGCCGGGAAGCAGCUCGAAGAUGGUCGCACUCUUGCAGAUUAUAACAUCCAGAAAGAGUCAACACUUCACCUUGUGCUUCGACUGAGAGGUGGGAUGCAGAUAUUUGUCAAGACUUUGACGGGAAAGACCAUCACUCUUGAGGUCGAGAGCUCUGAUACGGUUGACAAUGUGAAGGCCAAGAUUCAGGACAAAGAAGGGAUUGCACCGGAUCAGCAGAGGCUAAUCUUUGCCGGGAAGCAGCUUGAAGAUGGUCGGACUUUAGCUGAUUACAACAUUCAGAAGGAGUCAACUCUUCACCUUGUUCUGCGUCUCCGCGGUGGAAGCUUCUGA
Messenger RNA from Microthlaspi erraticum, 1524 nucleotides. NCBI's taxonomy places the organism in Eukaryota, Viridiplantae, Streptophyta, Magnoliopsida, Brassicales, Brassicaceae. The record is from the annotation of a GenBank genome assembly.